Guillardia theta CCMP2712 is the source of this 1635-nucleotide messenger RNA. RefSeq lists its product as hypothetical. The record is from RefSeq and is a predicted model, not a curated record. The transcript has 17 exons. Lineage: Eukaryota; Cryptophyceae; Pyrenomonadales; Geminigeraceae. Bases 1 to 1404 code for a protein of 467 amino acids.
AUGUGCAGAGAGUCUCUGAAGCAAAUGAACGAGGUGGAUGAAAUUGAACAUGUUUCUACCAGUGAAUCAAUCUGCAGAUACUUCAACUCGUCCAAGCACACACUUCCAGUUGACUACUCCACAUUCGACCACAUGUCACCAGAUGAUGCUCCCGGACAGCUGAGAUGUUGGGGCAUGUACGACUACGGUCAAAUCCAUCCCUUGCCGUUGCCAUUUGGGGAGGCCUCGAAAUUGAGGAGAUGUACAACAAGUGGAGGAUGGCUGCACACAUGUGGGAUCCUCGCCAACGGAACGAUGCUGUGCUGGGGAAACAACGCCAACGGGGAGCUCGGGACGCCCUAUUGGAAUGCCUCGGAUGGGAUAACAUGUCAGGGUCAGAGUCAGAGCGACAACUGCAUCGUGCGACUGGAGGGCACCUGGGCCCUCACGGAGACUGGUGGAGUAUCAGCUGGAAGACAGCACACAUGUGCCAUCAUGUGCACUCCUACCUCACCCAAGGCUGUAGACUCAUUCACAGUAGUCGGUGCCCCGUACGCUAUGCCCUGGCCUUCGUCUCCUCCAGAGACUUGCACGCAAGGCGUUGUCAAGUGCUGGGGGGAUGAUACGUUCUAUCAAGCUCAGAAAGGGGUGGAUGAGUUGUUCAAAAACGAGCAAUACGACGACUUUAUCAGCGUGUGUACAGCAACUGCUCAUUCUUGCGCUGUAAGACGGGAAGGAUCCUUGUAUUGCUGGGGUUAUGAUGGGAACACGAGAACGACGAUUCCAGCAGCGUACGCUGCUCAGAAAUGGAUCGCAGUGCGAUGCAAGGGAGCCCACACUUGCGGGCUGACUACCCCGAAUGCAAUCGGCCGAUCUACUCUUAUAUGCUGGGGCUACAGUGGGUACGGACAGACAAGCGUGCCUUACUUUGAGAAACAACAACUUGACCGGAGCGUCCUCACGUUCGACACUGGCGAUGUCAACACAUGCGCAUUAUGGCAGUUGACCGAGGCGGAACAGACUUGCGACACUGCCAACUCAAUCCCCCCAGCUCUCAACGGACAGUGCUGGGGCGACGGCUCAUACGCGCAGAGCAACCUCCCUCUGCGUCCUCUGGGAUAUACGGCAAUCAAGAUCUGUGACGUGCUGAUCUGGAACAAGAUAACGGCUGGCUCGGCGCAUACAUGUGGGAUCACUAUCGACGACCCCGGUCAAGACUGUUCCCAGGAGUCGAGAUGCGACGAAUACCCUCCUCCUCUCUGCAACCCAACCUGCGAUCCUCGCACUCGCUAUCCGGGAGCUCCCAUCAUCAAAUGCCCGCGGUAUGUGAAAGGAUACCUGAUAGGCGUCUCUCCAAGAUUCAACCCCGGGGACGGGAACUCUCCUCUUUGCGUUCCAGCAAGAACCAACUACAUGAGGAAAUGACAUGCUGGACGAGGCAAGGCAUCAAGACUCUCUGCUGACUCUUCUUCCUCUCAGGUGUUGGGGCUCGGACAGCAAUGGUCAGAUCUUCAUGCCAGGGAGCAAGGCAUCCGAGUUAACCCCGGACUUCCUCUCCGUGUCUUUCUUUGCAUGCCUGCUGCUCCUAGGAAGAGCUCACGAUUACAGUGUUGGAUAAACCACGAUUACAGUGUUGUAUAAACUACGAUUACAGUG